This is a messenger RNA of Spodoptera litura, 1170 nucleotides long. Its product is annotated as BRISC and BRCA1-A complex member 1. Gene Ontology annotation, biological process: positive regulation of DNA repair; mitotic G2 DNA damage checkpoint signaling; double-strand break repair. NCBI's taxonomy places the organism in Eukaryota, Metazoa, Arthropoda, Insecta, Lepidoptera, Noctuidae. Gene Ontology annotation, cellular component: BRISC complex; BRCA1-A complex; nuclear body. The record is from RefSeq and is a predicted model, not a curated record.
UUGUCAAUUGUCAAAGACAGUGCUGAGUGCUGUCAAAUUCAUAAAAGUGCUUGUUUAUUUUUGUGAAUUUAGAAUUUACUAUAGUUAUUAUUUCAAUUGAAUUGUUUUAGUAUAAUAAUUGUGAUCUACAAAAUGGAUACACCCGAUUUAUUAACACCUUUUAAUCCUCAAUCGGAUUCAGAGCCAUCUAAUAAUACAACAGGAAGUGCAGCAAUUAUCUUAAGUUCAUCGACCAACGACGAUUUCUCAGAAUUACAAGAACAAGCGAUGGAGAAUAUUCAAAAACCUAAUGUACCCAAUGUAAAUGUACCAGAAAGAAUAGUUCUUUGCUUGGAUGUUUGUUUCGACAACAACAAAUCACUGUAUCGGCUAGGCGAUGGCUCAACAUUCACACCGAUCAACAUGAUGAAGAGAGUUAUAGAAUUUUUCUUACAUUCAAAAAAUGCAAUUAACAAGAAAACUGAGUUUGCCAUAAUAGUGCUAAAAGGUACAGAAGCUGUUUGGAUACAAAAUUUUACUAACAACAUAAAGGAUAUUUUAAGUACUAUUGAAUACUUAGGUCCAGAAGAAUGCACAUCUGAAAUAUUUGAUAUGAAAAAUAUUUUCAAUUGGAUACAUCAAAAGGUUGAGAUACCGGAACACAAGGAUGGAGAGAGCACACAGCCACCACCAUAUGUGGUGCGCUUGCUCGUGUUUUAUGUGCGAUCAAACUGUAUUCCAAUAAUUCCACAAAAUGAAGCUUACUACAGCAUUCUCAAGAAACAGUUGUACUUCUACAUAGACAUAUUACUGGCACAUGAAGAAGAAUGUUCUGUGUACAAAUGUGAAGAGGUUUACGAUGCACUUCAAGACUUAGAUAAUGGUUAUUCUUAUGUAUUUGAAGUAUCAAGGAAUGCAACAAAGAUUCAUGACUGUAUUGCUAAACUGCUUGCCCAUCCGCUGCAGAGGCCUUUACAAAAAAAUACUGAUUAUACAUUUGGUGCUAAAAAUUAAAGCCAAAUAAUAUUAUGCAUUUUGAUAUUUGAGUUUGUUUCAUCUCAUGACUCUUGGUGGCUAUUUAUAUAAAAGUCCCAUUCCCAAUACCCAAUAAAAUAAUUAUAAAUAAAAUAUCUUGCUUUAAGUGAUAUAUGUGUAUUGUAUAGAGAUAGAUAAAUAAAACAAUCAAACUCC